Messenger RNA from Olea europaea var. sylvestris, 2046 nucleotides. RefSeq names its product beta-xylosidase/alpha-L-arabinofuranosidase 2-like. The record is from RefSeq and is a predicted model, not a curated record. Gene Ontology annotation, molecular function: xylan 1,4-beta-xylosidase activity; alpha-L-arabinofuranosidase activity. NCBI's taxonomy places the organism in Eukaryota, Viridiplantae, Streptophyta, Magnoliopsida, Lamiales, Oleaceae. Gene Ontology annotation, cellular component: plant-type cell wall. Bases 1 to 2046 code for a protein of 681 amino acids. Gene Ontology annotation, biological process: arabinan catabolic process; xylan catabolic process. The transcript has 12 exons.
AUGGCCAAAAUUUCCUUUCUUCUCUGUUCUAUACUUGUUCUUUUGGCCAUUUCUGAGGCAAGAAAUGCCCCUUCAAUUGCCACAAUUAAUGAUUCACCGUCAAAUCUUACCAAAAUUUACACAAAGAUUUGUGAUCCACAAAGGUUUAAUGACCUUGGAUUGGACAUGGAUUAUUUCACCUAUUGUGAUUCAUCGUUGUCGUAUGGUGUUCGGGUUAAGGAUUUGAUUGAUAGAAUGACAUUGAUGGAAAAGGUGCAACAGAUUGGGGAUACAGCUUAUGGAGUUCCCCGGAUUGGACUUGCUAAGUAUGAGUGGUGGUCGGAGGCAUUGCACGGUGUCUCCAAAGUAGGCCAGUUGAAUAGCAAGGCCACGUUUUUUGAUGACGUUGUCCCUGGUGCAACAAGCUUCCCUUGUCCCAUUACAACAACUGCAUCUUUUAAUCAGACAUUGUGGAAAACCAUUGGCCAGGUUGUGUCGACUGAAGCAAGAGCUAUGUAUAAUCUAGGACAUGCUGGACUGACAUUCUGGAGUCCAAACAUUAAUGUGGUACGAGAUCCCCGAUGGGGACGAACAUUAGAGACACCCGGUGAAGAUCCAUUCGUUGUUGGAACAUAUGCAGCAAACUAUGUCAGAGGUUUGCAGGAUAUCGAAGGGCUUGAAAGUACUGAUGACCCUAACUCCAGACCUGUCAAGGUUGCUGCUUGUUGCAAGCAUUAUGCGGCUUAUGAUGUCGAUAGUUGGCUCGGAGUUGAUCGCACCACUUACGAUGCUCUGGUAACUGAACAAGACAUGCUGGAGACUUUCCAAAAACCCUUCGAAAUGUGUGUAAAAGAAGGAGAUGUUAUGAGUGUUAUGUGCUCUUUCAAUCGCAUCAAUGGCAUUCCAGCUUGUGCGGAUCAAAAGCUUCUGAAGGAUACUCUUAGGGGAGAAUGGGACCUUCACGGAUACAUAGUUUCGGAUUGUGAUUCUAUUGAAGUAAUGGUAGACAAUCAAAAAUGGCUCCAUGACGAACCAGAAGACGCUGUUUCACAAGCUAUGAAAGCAGGCUUGGAUUUGGAUUGCGGGAAUUACUACACGAAUUAUGCUGACAAAGCAGUAAUGCAAGGAAAAAUUAGUGAGAAAGACAUAGAUGAGGCCCUCAAAAACCUCUAUAUUGUGCUAAUGAGGCUUGGUUUUUUUGAUGGAAGCUCAAAAUACGAGUCUCUUGGCAAGCAGGAUGUGUGUUCUGAUGAAAACAUUGAACUGGCAACUCAAGCAGCAAGAGAAGGAAUGGUUCUUCUCAAGAACUUAAACGGAACUCUGCCUUUGAACACGGACGAGAUUAAAACAAUAGCAGUUGUUGGGCCACAUGCAAAUGCUACCACUGCCAUGAUUGGGAAUUAUGAAGGUAUCCCGUGUAAAUAUACAUCUCCAAUUGAUGGCUUCUCAAAAUACGCAGAAGUGCAAUAUGCAAUGGGUUGCGGAGAUAUAAUGUGCAAGAAUGCAAGCUUGAUAUUCCCUGCAAUGCAAGCAGCCAAGAAUGCAGAUGCAACUGUUAUUGUUGCAGGGAUUGAUUUAAAUUUUCUAUAUGCGGAAAUUUUUAUGUGUCUAUUGUCUUUGAGAGUCGGGGGUAUAACAAAUUAUGAAUCUUUGAUGAGUAUGAACAUUACACAUAUUUAUAUCUGUAUUGGUGUUUGUGUUGAAUCUGCAAUCUGGGCUGAAGAAGUAGAUAAACAUGUCUUGGGCGUCUCGUUAUUGCGGAAAGUUUGUGUUGAAUCUGCAAUCUGGGCUGAAGAAGUAGAUAAACAUGUCUUGGGCGUCUCGUUAUUGUGGAAAUGCUUGUCACAGGUGUCUUUUCCAGUGGUGAAAUUUCUAUUUACUUCUAUAGUGAUCUACUUAAUUUUGGUUGGAGUAGUGAGAAUGUACAUUGCAGUUACCCAAAGGAAACAUCGUAAAGUAAAGGAAGUUGGAAAAUUUAAGAUGAAUGUUGGAGCUAUUGCUUUCUACCAAUUGAUGCAAGUUCGCCAGGCUGAAUAUUUCCGUCAGUUGCUUAAACCUGUUACGUAG